AUGGCCGUCAGGACAAGUCUAGCAAUGCCAGAAAAGCCUCAAGUGAUGUGGAUCACAUGGCACAGAACAAGUAAGGCUCACCGAGCUCGUGACUUGAGGCGGUCGGUGGUCGGUGUCGGUGUCGAGUCGGUGUCUGCUAUGGUUGAUCGGUCGUGUGCUCACCCGGUGUGGGCAGGCUGGGUGGUGGCCGGACAGUUGUCGGAUCCGACUGGCUGGGGUGUGAUAGCCACAACUGCUGCGCAGCAGGGCAACCACCCAAGCUCGGCAUCCCACUCGCACCCGCUCCGGCUGACCCUCAUCGCUGACGAACACUUCACUCGUAAUCUUCCCUCCGAACGUGAAGGCCACACACAACCGACCACCAUGAAGCUCAACAUCGCCAACCCAGCCACCGGUCAACAAAAGAGUAUCGAGAUCGAUGACGAGCGCAGGACCCGAAUCUUCUACGAAAAACGGAUGGGACAGGAUGUUGAGGCUGAUGCCCUCGGAGAUGAGUUUAAGGGAUACACUUUCAGGAUCUCGGGAGGAAACGACAAGCAGGGUUUCCCCAUGAAGCAAGGUGUCCUGACACCCAAGCGUGUUCGCCUUUUGCUCGGCGAAGGCCACUCUUGUUUCCGUGCCCGUCGGGUUGGUGAGCGCAAACGUAAAUCCGUCCGCGGAUGCAUCGUCGCCUCCGACAUCGCCGCUUUGUCUCUCAUUGUAAUCAAGCAAGGCGACAACGACAUCCCCGGAUUGACCGACACCGUCCUCCCCCGCCGUCUCGGUCCUAAGCGGGCCACCAAGAUCCGCCGAUUCUUCAACCUGACCAAGGAAGAUGACGUCCGCAAAUUUGUCGUUCGCCGUGAAGUCAAGAGCGCCAAGAACCCGGACGCCAAGCCUUACACCAAGGCCCCCAAGAUCCAGCGAUUGGUUACUCCGAUCCGUCUUCAACGCCGAAGACAUCUCCGAUCUUUGAACCGUCGUCGCAAUGAGGCCCAGAAAGUUCAAAUCGCUGAGUACAAGGAGGUUGUGGCCAAGCGCCAAGCUGAGCGCAAAGCCAAACUGGCAGCUGUCAAGUCGCGAAAACACGCGGCCGCCGUUGCCCAACAUUAA
Puccinia graminis f. sp. tritici CRL 75-36-700-3 is the source of this 1092-nucleotide messenger RNA. RefSeq lists its product as uncharacterized. The record is from RefSeq and is a predicted model, not a curated record. Gene Ontology annotation, biological process: translation. Bases 1 to 1092 code for a protein of 363 amino acids. The transcript has 6 exons. Lineage: Eukaryota; Fungi; Basidiomycota; Pucciniomycetes; Pucciniales; Pucciniaceae. Gene Ontology annotation, cellular component: ribosome. Gene Ontology annotation, molecular function: structural constituent of ribosome.